CUCUACUGUUUAUACCACAUACUUUGUCACAUUCACCCAGCUGCAUCUAGCCCGCUGUAAUACAGUGCUAUCCUUUUUCCGUGCACAGUAUCACUAUGCUCACACCACGCUUACUGGAGGAGGGUCGAGCCAGAGUAGAGGAAACGUUGCAAAGGGGUUAUGCGCCGUCUCAUCUUCCCCAUAACUUGGAGUUGAUAUUCGUCGACGACAGUCGAAAGUCAACUUCACUGUCCAUGAGGACCAAAAUUGCCAGUACUCGUGAAAGGUCGGCUAUCCUGCGCACUCUUGAGCCUAAAACUCUCAUCUGGUGGGCAGUAGCCUUCCCUAUGCGGCAAUGGUCUGGUGGAAGGAAAAUGAGUAACUUCGCCUUUGAAUCGCUAGUUCGGCAUGUACGUGGUCAAACCGCGGACACACAUGGGAUAUUGCCAGUUGUGCAGGAUAAUUUGCAUGAGCUGAGGCUGAAGUAUCCAUUGUGCGAGCCACUGCAACAGUUCCUUAAUGCCGCUGCACUGGAUCUCAUCAUAGACAGUAGUGUUUUGAGGACGCCUAUAGAUGCGCAAGUUGAAACUCCUCCAGAUUUAGACUUUUCACAACAAGGAGAUUACAUCCAUUUUACUAGAGGUCGGCAUGACUCUAUAGAAAGGCUUCCUGACUUUCAAGAUAGUAUAGAAAGAUCGCUCAAUUUUCAGUAUGAGAAAAACAAUCAGGCCAGAAUAUCAACAGCUUUUGAUAUUUUUGUGCCGACAGACGGAAUUGAACAUGAUGCCUACGUUAUGGUUCCUAUUGGCUCUAGCGAGGUUUGGCGCGUUUUGCAUGAACUAGGAAUGGUACAAUGAAUUCAUGGAUAAGGUGGUCGGAGUUGCUGAAGCAAAGCAACUGA
Trichoderma virens Gv29-8 is the source of this 880-nucleotide messenger RNA. RefSeq lists its product as uncharacterized. NCBI's taxonomy places the organism in Eukaryota, Fungi, Ascomycota, Sordariomycetes, Hypocreales, Hypocreaceae. The transcript has 3 exons. The coding region runs from base 96 to 836 and encodes 246 amino acids. The record is from RefSeq and is a predicted model, not a curated record.